Messenger RNA from Orycteropus afer afer, 3162 nucleotides. RefSeq names its product DNA cross-link repair 1A (gene DCLRE1A). Gene Ontology annotation, molecular function: damaged DNA binding; 5'-3' DNA exonuclease activity. The record is from RefSeq and is a predicted model, not a curated record. Gene Ontology annotation, biological process: protection from non-homologous end joining at telomere; interstrand cross-link repair; double-strand break repair via nonhomologous end joining. Lineage: Eukaryota; Metazoa; Chordata; Mammalia; Tubulidentata; Orycteropodidae.
UUUGCCAUGUUAGAAGACACUCUUUUGGACGAAGACAUCUGGGAAUACAAAUCCAAAAGAAAACCAAAAACAGUACAUCCAAACAAUGGCUCUGAAAAGAUUCCAAAAUCUGUUGAAAAGGCAACAGAGGGGAAUUACCAGUCAAAACAAAGCAGAAAUAAAAAAGAACCGAAAAGGACCAUGAACGCUAAAGAGAAGGCAAAGGACAAUGAGAUAUGCCUUGGAGAAACACAUAGUCAGACUUCUGUAGCUUCUGAUCAGGAUUCAAGUUGUGGAGAUAGUAGUCAGCAGUCCCAAGAUAAGACCACUCCAGCAAAGCGCCAUAGAACUCACAAAAACAAACAAAUAUCCCCAAAGAUACGUCCAGUUUAUGAUGGAUACUGUCCAAAUUGCCAGAUGCCUUUUUCCUCCUUGCUUGGUCAAACACCUCGAUGGCAUGUUUUUGAAUGUUUGGAUUCUCCACAGCUCUCAGAAACAGAGUGUCCUGAAGGUCUUCUAUGUACCUCAACAAUUCCUUCUCAUUACCAGAGAUACACUCACCUUCUCCUUGCUCAAAGUAGGGCAGGUACUGAUUCUUUUAGUAGCCCAUCCCAUUCAACAGGUGGUCAUUUGAAUUGUUCUAGUGAGAUUAAUUCAGACUUUCUAUGUAGCCUUGAAAAAAGAUGGUCUCUGAAUCAGAAACAAAUUGAGAAUUUAAAAAAUACUUCAAAUGAUCCCUUUUUGAUGACACAGUGUCUGAAAAAAUCUCAGUCUCCACCUGAAACUAACAAAAAGAUUUCCUUUUCUGCAAAUAUUCAAAAGUCCCAGCAAGCUCUAAAAUUGACUGAGUUUGUUAAUAAUGACCAACUGGUAGCAGUUGGCUUGCCUCUUGCUGAUGAAGAAUUAAACUGCUCAGAACACGUCCAUUUGCCACUGCCAGAAAAUGACUUCAGCACCUGUGAAAUCUCCUAUUCUCCACUUCAAAGUGAUGAAGAAACGGCUGAUAGAGAUGAAAAGCUGGAUGAUUCACAACAGGAGCUAUUUUUCACUGAAAGCUCGAAAGAUGGAAGCCUAGAAGAAGAUGACAACAGCUCUACUUUGUGUAAAAAUCUCCGUGGUCCCUUUGGGAAGGGCCAGAAAAAUAGCUGCCCCGAGGUGAAUAGCUGCUUAACUCAGGAUAAGUACAAUGAAGAAUUGUAUACAUACCAUACUCUACCUGAUUUAUCUCAACCUAUUUCCCAAAACAAUGAGAAUAUUACUUUGUGUGAUGAUCCAGCAUGUAGUGGUGAACGUUUUAUGUUGUUUCCACCUGCAUCACCAGGGGGACUUGUUGCUUCUAAUUACCUAGUCACAAAAGCAAAACCUGAUGAGCCGGCAUUUCGCUCAUCUCAAGCCAAUAAAUGGAAGCAGGCAACUGAAGAAUCAACUGCUUAUAGUCAAGUUUCUUUUUCAUUACUUGGAAAUGAAAUAUCAAACCCUUUGGAAAUCCAGAGAGAAGAGCAUCUUUCUUUCCAUCUAAACCCAAGUAAAAUGAUAGAGUUAUCAAAUGAGAACUUUAAUGCCAAGAGUAAUACUAAUUCAGUACGUUUCUGCAGGGAGGCAUUGCAUGGUGUGCUAGACAGUAACAUUUCCGUUUUAAAUACAGGAAAUUUUCCUAGUACACCUGCUGCUUCUAAGUCUGUGAAAAUAGUACCAUCUGGUCCUAAGGGUAGUGCAAGACAGUCUUCUAACAAGGUAAUGAAACAAAUGGAUAUAGGUGUGUAUUUUGGACUACCACCCCAAAGGAAAGAAGAGAAAUUGCCAGGGGAAAGUGCAUUAAAAGGGAUGAACUUGCAUCCAGUUGUUAGUCCUAAUGGAAAGAGGUCCCAGCGGUGCAAGAGGAAAGCAGAAAGCUCUUUAAGUGAUUUAGAAUUUGAUGCAAAGAAUAUAAAUGAGAGUCAGCUCCUUGAGGAACUUUCUAGUGAAAGGUCACAGCGUCAGAGAAAGAGACGUAAAAAGUUAAAGUCACUCCAGGAAGGAGCAUCUUGGAAGUCAGAUCACAUCAACAAUACAGAAUCUGGAACAGUCAAAGUCUUCGUAAAAUCAUCUGAUGGCAGGCUGCAGAGGGGGUGUACAAAAAUCCCAGGAUUACCGAAUACAGGAGGAUUAAGAAAAAGGAGAUGCCCAUUCUAUAAGAAAAUACCUGGAACUGGCUUUACCGUUGAUGCCUUUCAGUAUGGACAGAUUGAAGGCUGCACUGCCUAUUUCCUCACACAUUUUCAUUCUGAUCACUAUGCUGGCUUGUCUAGAAACUUCACUUCUCCAGUGUAUUGUAGUGAGAUAACUGGCAAUUUGUUGAAGAACAAGCUUCACGUGCAAGAGCAAUAUAUCCAUCCAUUACCAGUGGACACUGAAUGUUUAGUGAAUGGUGUCAAAGUUGUUUUGCUUGACGCCAAUCACUGUCCAGGUGCUGUCAUGAUCCUUUUUUAUCUUCCUAAUGGAACUGUCAUAUUACACACUGGUGACUUCAGAGCAGACCCCACUAUGGAACGUUCCCUCCUUGCAAACCAGACAGUCCAUGUGCUUUACUUGGAUACAACGUAUUGCAGCCCAGAGUACUCCUUUCCGUCUCAACAAGAAGUUAUCCAAUUUGCCAUCAACAUUGCCUUUGAGACUGUAACUCUAAACCCACGUGCUCUUGUUGUCUGUGGCACUUACUCUAUAGGAAAAGAGAAAAUCUUCCUCGCCAUUGCUGAUGUUCUGGGUUCAAAAGUUGGCAUGUCCCAAGAAAAGUAUACAACAUUACAAUGUUUGAAUAUACCAGAAAUGAAUUCCCUCAUUACUACAGACAUGAAGAGUACGUGGGUUCAUCUGCUACCAAUGAUGCAAAUUAAUUUUAAGGGUUUACAGAGACAUUUGAAGAAGUGUGGUGGGAAGUACGAUCAGAUCUUGGCCUUUCGACCUACAGGAUGGACACAUUCUAACAAGUUAACCAGAAUAUCAGAUAUUAUUCCUGAGACGAAAGGAAACAUUUCCAUAUAUGGCAUCCCUUACAGUGAACAUAGCAGCUACCUAGAGAUGAAACGUUUCGUCCAGUGGCUGAAGCCCCAGAAGAUCAUUCCCACCGUAAAUGUCGGCACCUCGAGAAGUAGGAGGACCAUGGAGAUGUAUUUUAGAGAUUGGAAGUUGGAAGCUGGAUAUUGA